ACUGACUCUUGAUAAGACCCUGACUUGACUGGUAGAGCAGAAGUACCAGGGUGUGCCAGAGACCAGGCUGCUGGCUGAGUGCUCCACAUGCCAGGGACAUGAGUCAGCAAGUUCCCCACAAGGAAAUACAAAGGGCCAGGCAGGCCAGGGUCCACCCAGCUCAGGACAGUUAAGAAGGCUUUACUGAACUAGCUCAUCUGCCAGGAACCUGGCUACACCUGGGACAGUCCCCUAGGAAGGUCUAAAAUGCAGUACCCUGGCAUCUGAGUGGCUGAUGUGCAGGGCCUGGGCAUUUCUAAAAGCUCCCAGGGAUUGUCACAAGCAGGGUUGAGGACCUGAGGGCUGGAAGAUAAGCUCUCAGAGGCCAGACCCACUCCUCUUAUCUCGGUGGCUGGCACAGCUCCUGGCCACAGUAGGCACGCCCAUCCUAGUUUUUAAAGCAGGCAGUGGUGGCCCAGCUUUCAGGCUUUCUUCCUUCUUCCUAGCUUCCCGAUCCCACCAGUGGAUAGCAACAAGCCACUCAGCAGCCGAGGCCCCGCCUGAAUGGCAACAGGCACCAGAAAGAAGUGAGGCCUCUGCAGUGGCUGAUCCCCCAGACUCCGUCCAGGAGCUGCAAUUAAUCAUUCACCACGCUCCUGGAAGUGAGGCCUGGGUGGCAGUCCCAGCCCAGGGCCCUAGGCAGGUGCUCUCUGUUGACAGGUCAUCUAGACCGAGCCGAGACCCCACUCUACACAGGUUUAUAUGGACCAAACGGCAAUCCAGAAGAACAUCUGGCAUGAUGAGUUUUGGGAGAACCCCUGGGAGCUGGGGGGCCUGAUAGUGAUUGGCUUAUUUAUCUCCACAGUCCUGUUUUUCUUCAUGUUUGCUGUUGUGUUUGGUUUAAUCCCUCCACUGGAGAAGACAGAAUAUGAGGAGGACUGAUAUGACUUCCUGGGGACCAAGAAGGCAGCAGGAGAGGUGAGAGAAGCAAUGGAUAAGAAGGUUCCCCAAUAGAUUCCCGGACCAGGCAGCAACACUGCAAGUCCUUGAAGAGGACACACAAAAAACAAAUGAAGUAAAAAAUUCCUUUUCAAAUCUG
Sciurus carolinensis (gray squirrel) is the source of this 1078-nucleotide messenger RNA. RefSeq names its product small integral membrane protein 6 (gene Erln). The coding region runs from base 742 to 921 and encodes 59 amino acids. The record is from RefSeq and is a predicted model, not a curated record. The transcript has 3 exons. NCBI's taxonomy places the organism in Eukaryota, Metazoa, Chordata, Mammalia, Rodentia, Sciuridae.